AUGGAAAAUUGUAUAACCUCGGUACAUUUAACUGUUGGUGGCACUUCUUAUUUCAGACUCCUUGCAAACAGCAAUUUUAUGAAAAUAAGAAAAUAUUUAAAUGAUAAAACUAAUUCCUUAAAAAGAGAGACAGAAAAAAAAACAUUUAGAGAAGGAUGCAAAGUUUUAGCUAAUUAUCUAAUUCAACAUAAGAAUCAACCAUCAUAUGAAGAUAAAAUAAUGUGGGAAAAAAUCUUAUAUAGUUGGGCAAACACUUACUAUUCAAGGCUAGAUAAACAUGGAGGAUGCCCUGUAAUUAUAGAAGAUAAAGAUUUAGCACUUUUAAAUUUAAAAUAUGAAGCUGAAGAUUUCUGCGAAGAAAAAAAAACAAGAACAAAAGCAAUAACUUGCUUUAACAAUGGAGAUAUUGAUGAAGAUAAAUGUGAUGAAGAAUGUGCACAUAAAAUUAAAGAAUAUAAUGCAUGGAUUAAUAGUAGAAAGUUGUAUUUUAAUGAGAAGGAAAAUCUUAUCAUACGAAAUUGCAAAAAUCAACCAUCUCAUUUUCCAACUAGUCAAUGCAACAUACUGGAACCUAAUAUAUAUAAAACAUUUUCUAAAUGCAAAUUUAAUCAUUUAGCCUCAUUGUCACCGUCAUCUAACGAAAAAGAAAAAAUGUUACAAGAAGUUAGUCGAAAAACAGCUUUUAAUUUAUCUAGUAAUAAUGUAACAGAGGAAGAAGAUCCUAAACAUCCACUCCAAGAACUAACUCAAACUGAUCGCAGUACUAAAAUUGAUCAAGUUGUUAAUCAAGCAUCAGAAUCUGUACCUCAAAAUUUUCCGUCAAAGGAAUCUUCACGUACCCAAAGUAACACUAAAGAAAUUCAAAAUAUUCUAACUGAACAAAACGUAUUUUUAGAAACGCCACUGCAAAAUCAAUAUAAGGGUGCAUUGUCACCAGAUCUUAAUACACCACGACAUCCAGAUCCUCAAGGGUUACUAUCACCGCAUUUCUCUGAAUCUCCUCAGUUGUCUCCUGAAGUAUCAGUUUCUACCUCAGGUUUUUCAAAUUAUAAUGAGCCAACUAAAACUCUAUAUUCAGAAGACCACACAAUUAAUUCAUAUAUAUCUCCUAUUCUAAUAAGCUUCCUAUGUGUUAUUGUAUUUUCCCUUUUUACUAAAUACGCUUUAAUAGGAUUGUUCAAAAAAAAAAAUAAAAUAAGAAGACAUGUGAAAUUUCUGAGAUUACUAGUACCUUCAUUUUCUAACAAUAAGAGUAAACAUUUUACAGAUGAUCAUUUAGAAAACCCUAUAUAUGAUGAUGAAGAAAUCAUAAAAAAAAUUAAAAUAAAUGAACUUACAAAAAAUGUAAAUUCAUCAAAGCGACAAAAAGACAGAUCCAAAACCAUAAUAGAAAUACAUAUGGAAGUACUUGAAGAAUGCAGAAAUGAAGAUUGGGAAAGCAGCAAAGAAGCAUUCUUAAAAAUUUGUCUAGAUGAGUUCACAAAAAAGGAUUAUAGAACCUAUCCUAAUUUAACAUAUAAUGAUCUAAUAACAGAAAAUAUUAAAAGUAGCAAUGAUAUUGAAAAACAAAAUAUUCUAUGGAAUAAAUGGGUAGAACGACAUAGAUAUCUUUUUGCAAAAUUGAAAAAAGAAGACUGGUAUAAUAAUUUGAAAAAUGAAUGGAAAAAAAAAAUAGCUUACAUACAAGAAAGAGAUGAAUUAAAAAAGAAAUCAUCUAAUGAAAAUCACAACUUUCCAUUUUUAGAAAUAGAAAAAGAUCUAUGGAAACACUGGAUAUCGAAAAAGGGUAUUAUUAUAGAACAAUAUUUGGAACAGGAAUGGAUUAAGGAAUUGGAUAUGGAUUUAAACAUUAUGUCAGAUGAAUGCGUAAAGGAAGAUACAAAAAAUUAUGUAACACUAAUAAAUAUAGAAGAAUUGCAGCACAAAGAAAAUUAUGAAGAAUUAUGUAAAUAUAUAAAAAAAAAAUUAUUAACAAUGCUCUGUAUUCUAGUACUUAUGUCCAUGUUAGAAGAAUAUAAAAAAGAGGUGAAUUUUGAUAAUAGGGAAUCAUUUUUGGAUAUAUCCAUAAAUGAAUGGAAGACAAAAAAAUAUUCAGGUAACAAACAAGAAAUUACAGAAAAUACAAUUGAAUAUAUCAACAGUGAUAUAGAAAAUAGAAGAAAUAACGAAUUCCAUACUCAUAUAGGGAAGGACAGUUUCAGAAAUGAGAUAGAAGGCUGUAUAGGAGAAGAUGACUUAUAUGCAAGUUCUAUAGUUAAUAAUGGGACAGUCGAAAAAUCCAUUGAUAUAGCAGAAAAACACAUUUCAUAA
This is a messenger RNA of Plasmodium malariae, 2310 nucleotides long. Its product is annotated as STP1 protein. Bases 1 to 2310 code for a protein of 769 amino acids. NCBI's taxonomy places the organism in Eukaryota, Apicomplexa, Aconoidasida, Haemosporida, Plasmodiidae. The record is from RefSeq and is a predicted model, not a curated record. The transcript is spliced from 4 exons.